Messenger RNA from Trichomonas vaginalis G3, 894 nucleotides. Its product is annotated as NO mechanoreceptor potential C, isoform D-related family. Gene Ontology annotation, molecular function: protein binding. Gene Ontology annotation, cellular component: nucleus; cytoplasm. Bases 1 to 894 code for a protein of 297 amino acids. Lineage: Eukaryota; Parabasalia; Trichomonadida; Trichomonadidae. The transcript has a single exon. The record is from RefSeq and is a predicted model, not a curated record.
AUGAUAGAAUUGUUAAGGAAACUUCUUGAAAAUAAUGUAGAUAUUUAUGAAAAAGAUACUAAUGGAAAAACAGCUCUUCACUAUGCUGCUCAAAAUAAGUGUAAGGAAGCUGUUGAAAUUUUUAUUCAAUAUGGCGCAUAUUUGAACUCUUGUGAUAUUUAUAAGCAAACUGCUCUUCAUUAUGCAGUAGGGAGAAAUUGUAAAGAAAUUGUUGAACUUCUCGUUUCUAAUGGUGCUGAUAUAAAUGCAAAAAAUGUUAAUGGGCACACGGCUUUAUAUUAUAUUGUUAGUAAUGAUAGCAAAGAAAUUGCAGAAUAUCUAAUUGCCCAUGGCAUUUCAAUCAACUCACAAGAUUGUAAUGGGAACACUGCACUACAUUAUGCAGUGCAAAGUUGCAACCGAGAUAUUGUUGAUGUACUUUUGGAACAUGGUGCAUAUGUUAAUUUAAAAAAUAAUAAUGGAUGUUCUGCAAUGUUUUAUACAGGUGAUAAAGAGAUAAUGAAACUUCUUAUUACAUAUGGUGCAUUCAUGAAUCUAAAAGAUAACAAAGGAUUGCUUCCCAUUCAUUAUGCAUUUUAUUCUAACAAUAUUAAAGCAGUUAAAGGAUUUAUCAAGAAUGGGGCAACUAUCAAUGAAGUCGAUAUAUAUGGGCAAACUUUACUUUUCUCUGCAGUAUAUCGAAAUUUCUUUGAUAUGGUGAAACUUCUAAUUAAAAACGGUAUAUCUAUCAAUGCUGAAGAUAAAGAAGGACUGACUAUUCUUGAUUAUGCAAUAUGUGAAGAUUCAAUGAAUGAAAUGGUAAGACUUCUUAUAAGUUUUGAUGCAAUAGGAAGUUCAAAUGGACGUUAUCCGAACAAGUUACUAUUUAAUUGUUCUAAUCGAAAUUAUAAAUAA